CCUUCAACGUCUUUGUGCGCAAGCAUCACUGCCACCUCUGCGGCCGCCUCAUGUGCUCGUCGUGCUUGGAGAGCGUCGACAUUGACAAGGACGAGAACCGGCGGUCCAGCACCUACGGCUUUCGCGCCACGGCCCUCUCCACCAUGCGGUCGCAAGCACCCACAGCCGGCCCGCGCCUCCGCGCCAAGCUCUGUGUCGACUGCUGCACGUCAUACAUGCAGGAGCACAUGUACAGCGAAGUCGCGCGCACCGUGGCUCUCAAAGCCAGCUACACGGUGCACGAGGCGCCCAUGAAGCUGCCGCGGGCGAGCGAGUCGCAGCGGCCGACGGACCGCGAUACGUUCUACUCGACCGUGAGCUUGCCACGGCCAUCGACCUCAACGACAUGUGCGUCGACACCGUCGAGCAGCAGCGAAGAAGACCGCCGCCUCGACGCACUGCGGUCGCUACACGUGCUUGACACGGCGCCCGCCCAGCUCUUUGACGUCCUCGCCGCGAUUGCGGGCGCCACGUACGACUGCCCCAUGGCUGGCAUCAGCUUUGUCGACGCCGACCGCGAGUUUUUCAAAGCUGCGAUCGGGUUUCCCGGGUGGGAUCUCCCGCGGUACCAGUCGCUCGGCGCCCACGCAGUUCGGUGGAAGCAGCCGGUCGUGCUCUGCAACAAGCGCGCGAUCAACACGCGCUUCCGUGGGCACCCGUGGCUAAAAGGCCCACUGCACCUCCAGUUUUAUGCAAGCGUCCCGCUGCAAACAGCAUCCGGCCACGUCGUCGGGUGUGUCUUUGUCAUGGACACCCGUCCGCACGCGUCGUUCGAGGACGCCGGGCUCCGCGAAGUCGCUUCGUCGAUCCUCGCCAAGCUCGAGCUCAAUGACGACGAUGACGACGUCAACUCGAUCGCUGUGAUGCAGUCGGUGCUCAGCGCCAUCUCGUCGGUUCGGUCGGAUGCGCUCUCGUCGAUGCGCUCGGAGUUGCACUCGGUCGUAGCGACGUCGGUGAUUGAGCUCGCGGACGAAGACCGGCUGCCGCCGGCGCCGCGCGAAAGCAGCUCGAGCGACGCGGCCGCCAGUGACAUGCAACGCAUGCUCGCGUCCCUCCUCGCGUGCCAGGCGCACACGCAAGCCAUCCUCGACGGACACCGCGCCACGUAUUUGCAACAUGUCGCAUAGUCGCCCGCCGUCUAAUGCUAUUUAACGCACACUCGUUAACAGUGUGAAUGGGAGACGCCGUACUACUAGUUGGUAGCGAC
Messenger RNA from Saprolegnia diclina VS20, 1246 nucleotides. RefSeq lists its product as hypothetical. Gene Ontology annotation, molecular function: protein binding. The record is from RefSeq and is a predicted model, not a curated record. NCBI's taxonomy places the organism in Eukaryota, Oomycota, Saprolegniomycetes, Saprolegniales, Saprolegniaceae. The transcript has 2 exons. Bases 51 to 1166 code for a protein of 371 amino acids.